Molecule: messenger RNA, 2396 nt
Organism: Candidula unifasciata
Lineage: Eukaryota; Metazoa; Mollusca; Gastropoda; Stylommatophora; Geomitridae
Source: the annotation of a GenBank genome assembly
GAUGUUGGGACAACAAACCAGAAUGGAGCAGAUUAUUAUGUUGAGAAGAUCUCUGCCAUUAAUUCUAAUCUCUCCAAAUGUAACGAUGAAGAUGUCAGCUGUGCUGUCAAGCUUGUGGAAAACCUGAAGACGGCCCUGCGGACACAGACCUUAAGCUUUGUAGUCUCCUUCAUAGAACUGAAAGGUCUGCAGUGCCUAUUAGACUUUCUUUCCAGAAUGGAUUAUGAGAUGUCAGAGGGCCCUUUACAUACUGCCAUUAUAGGAUGUGUCAAAGCCCUCAUGAAUAAUCCUCAAGGAAGAGCUCAUGUCCUGGCACAUCCUGACUGCAUUAAUACCAUCGCUCAAAGUCUGGCUGUUGAAAAUGUGAAGAGCAAGGUUGCCGUGCUGGAAAUACUGGGUGCAAUCUGUCUAGUUCCAGGAGGACAUCGUAAAGUCUUAAAUGCGAUGCUCCACUUUCAGAAAUAUGCAGCAGAACGUACCAGAUUUCAGCUCCUGAUAUGUGACUUGGACCGAAGCACUGGUCGAUACAAAGAAGAGGUGGCUUUGAAGACAGCUAUUAUGUCAUUUAUCAAUGCUGCUCUCAAUUAUGGAGCAGGGCAGGAUCACUUAGAAUUUCGUCUACAUCUGCGCUAUGAAUUUUUAAUGCUGGGAAUCAUACCAAUCAUCAAAAAGAUGAGGUCACAUGGAAAUGCUACCUUAGACAGGCAUUUAGAUUUCUUUGAGAUGGUUCGUAAUGAAGACGAGAAGGAAUUUGCAAAGAGAUUUGAUGGUGUUCAUGUUGAUUCAAAAAGUGCGGCCAAUAUGUUUGAUGUUCUCAGAAAAAAGAUUCAUUUGUCAACAGCAUAUCCAAAUCUGUUGUCAAUCCUCCACCACAUGUUGCUCAUUCCAUAUGGUAAAAAUGAUGUCAUGCAAGUGUGGUCUCUCUUAGACAAAAUUGUGCAGCAGCUGAUCCUGCAGCUCAAGAAAGGAGAAGAUCCAGAUGGAGCACCCCUUGAUGAGAUUAAUGUGAAACAACUGAUAAGAGCGCUUGCCAGUGAAACAGAUAUCAAAAGUUUCCAGACCAAAAUAAGAGAAGCAGAGAAAAACUGUGAUGAAUUAGCAGCAAAACUUGCCAAGAAGGAAAGAGAAUGUGAAAUUCGUUUGGAAGAGAAGGAAGAGCUGAUGUCCACAAUGAAUAUGAUGAAGAGCAAGCUAGAAAAGGAGGUUGCAAGUCAUGCUGAAACCCGACAGCAGUUGCAAGAGCUUUUGUCAAGAGUGGAGGAAAUUCGAUCACAGCUGGAUACAGAGAGAGGAGAAAAACAAAAACUGCAGCAUCUAGUCUUGAGUGGAAGCCUCCCUGAUGAUGCCAAGCUGGGACAUUCUGUUACAGCAUCCACUAUCAUCUCCAGUUUUGAAAUCAAGUCAAAGGAAAUCACUGCAUUUUCUUCUGUCCCUCUUCCAGGCAUGCCUGCACCCCCACCGCCGCCACCCCCUGCACCAAACGCUCCUUCAUUUUCACAAUUAGGCAAACAAAAAUCUGUUACAGGUGUAACUUCCAUUAGCUCAGCGCUUACAGCAAAAUUGAAAGGAAACCCUAAACCAAGUGUUCCAAUGAAAUCGUUUAACUGGACCAAACUGCCAGAGAAUCAGAUCUCAGGAACAAUAUGGAGUGAUUUAAACCAUUCUAAGAUAUACUCCAGUCUUGAUCUUGAAGAAUUCCAGAGAACUUUUUCAGCCUAUCAGAAACCAGUCACAGAAGACGAAGGUGAUGAUCACAAGAACAUGUGCAAAUCCAAGGCUCAGGUACUGACUGUGAUUGAUGGAAGGCGGAGUCAAAAUUGCACCAUUCUGCUGUCAAAGUUGAAACUGACAAAUGAGGAGCUUGCAAAGGCAGUCAUGAAUGUGGAUGAAGGAGAAGAUUUGCCCAAAGACAUGGUGGAACAGCUGCUGAAGUUUGUACCAACAAUGGAGGAAGUUCAGCUACUUUCCGAAUAUGCUCAUGAAAUUGACAACAUGGCAAGGGCAGACAGAUUCCUAUUUGAAAUGAGCAAAAUUCUUCACUAUGAAGAGAGGCUGAAAGCUCUAUAUUUCAAAAAGAAGUUUCAAGAGAGGAAAGUUGAUUGCAAACAGAAAAUUGAUUGUGUGCGUGAAGCCAGUAAAGAAGUCUUUAGAAGCAGGCGGCUUAAGAAACACUUGGAGUUGGUACUUGCUAUGGGCAAUUUCAUUAAUAAAGGUCAGAGAGGUUCAGCUCUAGGCUUUAAAAUCUCCAGCCUUAACAAGAUGAUCGACACAAAAGCUAGCACCAAUAAAAACAUGACUCUGUUGCAUUAUUUGGUGGAAAUUAUUGAGAAGAAGUUUCCAGAUCUUGGCAAGCUGGAAGAAGAUAUACCUCAUGUGCAUGAUGCAGGAAAAGUCAA